AUGGAGAAUGACCAGUCUCCCACCUCACCUGGGCAGGACAUCCAGGGGCAGAGUGGGGACAAAUCUGCCCCUGGCCUGCCGUCCCCUGCUGCAGCCCCCACGGAGCAGCCAAGCACCUGGCCCGAGGCAGCCGUGUGCGACAUCUCAGAGGAGCUGAGCCGGCAGCUGGAGGACAUCAUAAAAACCUACGGGUCUGCCACGAGCCUGAUGGAGAAGGAAAACACUGCUGCAGGAACCGACAGGCCUGAGAAGGGAGAGCCAGGCAGCCUGGAGGAUGCAGAGUAUGAGGAUGCAAAUGAAGAGAGUGAGAAAGAGAAGCUGGCUCCUGGGGAUACUUCCAAAGCAAAGGAACCCAGCGGCAACAAGGAGCAGAAGCUGGAGAAGAAAAUCCUGAAGGGAUUAGGAAAAGAAGCCACCCUACUGAUGCAAAGUCUGAAUAAGUUGAAUACUCCAGAAGAGAAGCUGGACCUGUUGUUUAAGAAGUAUGCUGAGCUGCUUGAAGAGCAUCGUGCUGAGCAGAAAAAGCUGAAGUAUCUCCAGAAGAGACAGGCCCAGAUCACCAAGGAGAAGGACCAGCUGCAGAGUGAGCACAGCCGAGCCAUCCUGGCCCGCAGCAAGCUCGAGAGCCUGUGCAGAGAGCUCCAGAGGCACAACAAGAACCUCAAGGAGGAAACAAUCCAGCGGGCACGGGAGGAAGAUGAGAAGAGGAAAGAAAUAACUAAUCACUUCCAGGGCACACUGAGUGAGAUCCAGGCUCAGAUCGAGCAGCAAAGUGAGAGGAACAUGAAGCUGUGCCAGGAGAACACGGAGCUGGCGGAGAAGCUGAAGAGCAUCAUUGACCAGUACGAGCUGCGGGAGGAGCACCUUGAUAAAAUAUUUAAGCACAGAGAACUUCAACAGAAACUGGUGGAUGCCAAGUUGGAACAGUCUCAGGAAAUGAUGAAGGAAGCUGAGGAGCGACACCAGAAAGAAAAGGAAUAUCUCCUGAACCAAGCUGCAGAAUGGAAGCUCCAGGCCAAAAUGUUAAAGGAGCAAGAGACUGUCCUACAGGCACAGAUCACUCUCUACUCUGAAAGGUUUGAAGAAUUUCAGAAAACAUUGGCCAAGAGCAAUGAAGUGUUUGCCACAUUCAAACAGGAGAUGGAAAAAAUGACAAAGAAGAUGAAGAAGUUGGAAAAGGAUACUGCUACAUGGAAAUCCAGGUUUGAGAACUGUAACAGAGCAUUACUGGACAUGAUUGAAGAGAAAGCCAUGAGGUCCAAGGAAUAUGAGUGCUUCAUGCUGAAAAUCCAGAGACUAGAGAACCUUUGCCGUGCUCUGCAGGAAGAGAGGAAUGAACUGUACAAAAAAAUAAAGCAAGCACAGUUCCCAGAAGAGGUGAAUGGAAAUGGCAUCUUAGAAGAAGAAGAAGAUGAAGAAGAUGAUAGUGCAAUGACCCCUUCCUCCUCUGAGCAGGCGAGCGAUGAGCUGUAUGAAAGUGACAAGAGGAUGCUGAAGCAGCUGGCUGAAGCUUUCAGGGUGUCCCACAAGGCAGAGGAGACCCUCCCAAGCAACAGCAGCAAUCCAGAGACCUGUGACACUCAAACGUGUAAUGCGACCCUGGUGCCAGAACCCCCUGCUCCCCUCAUUCCACAUUCAGAGGCUGGGAAUCACUGUGAGCAGCCCAGCAUGAGCACACCAACACCCACUGAACACACACCAGCACCCACUGAAAGUGUGGCAGUGCCCACUGAGAAUGUGUCAAAGCCCACCGAGAGCACGCCCUCGCUUCCAGACAGGGUGCCAACACCCACAGAAAGUGUGCCAAUGCCUCCCGAGUGUGUGCUUGUACCCACUGGGAAUAUGCCGAUACCCACUGAAAGCAUGCCAGCAAGCCCCAAAAAUGUGCCAACACCCACACAAAACACACCCAUUUCCCUUGGGAAUGCACCAGUACCCGUGCAGUGUCCACCAAAAGCUGCAGAACAGGAAGGUGACCCAGCAGAUAGAUCUGCCCAGGGUCAGUGUGUGGAGCAAAGAGGGGACACAGACAUGGAAGCAGUGGAUUGAAGACACCAUGUGUCCAGGGUUGUCUUCUGCAAACCAGAGCACUGCUUUGUCCUCUAAACGGAGACCUUUUUUUUUUGUUAAGAAACAAAAAUUGGUUCCUAAAACACACUCAUGUAUUUGUAUCCAAAUGUAAUGCACUUCUUUGCUACCACUAUCCAGUAAUAAUGGGUCUGCAAAUUUUGCAGUCCUUCAUAUGUUUGAAGUAUAAUAUUUUCUUAAUGACAUGAAAAUACAAUGAAAUCACAGGAUCUUUUUUUCCCAAGCAUGAUGAGUCAUCUCAUUCAGGAAAAUAAUUUUAGUGUUGCACUUCCAUGUUUCAAAAACCAUUGCAAUUCUCAUGCAUAUAUUUGAAGAUCUAUAAUUAAUUCUAUCUAUUUAUUUUGACAUCGCAUAAAAGGUGGCCUACUUGGACUAACAGUGAUUUUAAUCAAUGAGGUGAAAGGAAUCUGUAAUUACAAAGUAAAACAGUGAAACCAUAAAUGUGGUCAGCCAUAUCCAUGCAGCAGUGCAACAACUAGAGGUGAAUUUUUCAGCAAGGAAGUAACCACUCAGCACUGUAGUCUCAACACCCACAAGCUUUCAGCCUUAUCUUCCAUUGGUCUUUUCUGCUCAGUGUUCUAGAGCAGGUCUUGUUUUCAACAAAACUACAGGGAAAGGGAAAAGAUCUUUUCUAGAUUCACAUAAAAUAACUGAAAACAAAAGCAAUUUCCAAACUGAUGGCAAUUCCCAAGGUAAGGGUCACAACUCUCUUUCUACAUCCAACAGUAAACUGCUCUAUUGUCACACUCUUUGGAAUCACAGUGGGCCAACAGUGGGGAUCAUGCCUGUUUCCAGCUCACAAAAGAGAUUCGAAGUUCAGAAAUUGGUUACAGAUCCCAGUUUCUAGGCAGGGAGCAGAAAGCAGAGUGGAAGGUAUCAGGAUGUAUUCCAGAAGAAUACAGAAGAAUAAUCCUAAGGUCAUGCUUCUCGACAAUGCUGUCCCUCCCAGUUACAGCCACAUGAAGCUCAGCUUCCUCCUGGCAUUGCUGCAUGUGCUAAUGCUCCCAGGAGAAGGAUGAGGACACUCGCCUGUCACCCCAUUCUGGAAGCAGAGCUCAAGUAAAGAGGAACCAGGAAAGCAGGAACCCCUCUCACAGACACCUGCAGGGGCUGGCUACAUUCUCAUCCCCUUUCUUGUCUAACCAGCUCCUCCCAUCUGCCUGCCAACAACUAUUGCCUAAUAAUGUAGCCACCUUGUCAGAAACUGGUUUACUCUGGUGCCAAGGACAGAGAUGAAGAAGGAAGGAGGCAAGGUAGGGUACCUACCCGGACAGCCCUACAGUCUCAAGCAAGGAGAGUAAGCAGGCUUUCUAAAAGAAGGCUAAAACAAUCCUGUGGGCAGUCCUUGUUUCUCAUCUCCUUCCUCUGAAUUCCAUCCAGGCCUUUCAGAGUCUGAGCUGGAUAGCUUAAGAAUUUAAAAAGCACAAUUAAACAAGAGGUUUAGAGGUUGGAAAGGCAAAUCUUACAAUCAAAGAAACCCAUAUUUAUAGACAAAUCCCAAGAAGACCCUGAAGACAAAGCGAUUCAUUCAAGCCAAAGUUGAAAUUCAGGUGAACCAAGAGGAGACGUCAUCUUUGACACACUGUGGGAAACAGUGGCCACAGAGCAGCAGCAUGCCACCCUCCAAAAAUGGGCUUUGAAUCUUUGCUUACUGCCAACAUGAUCUGUACCCUGGUUAAAUGUGUCUGUGAACUGCUUUCCAGCCUUUUCCAGACCUACCUUUUCCAUACCUUGAAGUAUACAGAGCAUAAACUGCAAAACUCUUUUUGGAUAUGGCCUGCAGCUAUUGUGACUACAGUUUUCAAAUGUGAAUGCAUUAUGUUAGAUAACAAGACCUGCAGGAUUUAUCUCAUGUCUUUAAUCAUGUGAAAGUAGAUAAUUAGAGUCUUAGUUAUCUUAAGCUUCUUUUAUAAGCAGAGGAGAAGAAAAAGCAUCUUUUGAGGACAAGUUAUCCCAUGAUAAGACUGGCAUCCAAGUCAGAAGGAAUUACUUUCUCUCCGAAGAUGAUCUUUCUCUUCAGAUUCUAGAUCCAGCCUAAGACAACUAAUUUAAAUUUAAUAUGUCUAUUGUUAGGUAUCUAAAUUAGGCAACAUGAAUCCCAUCAGAUAUUCAGACUCAAAGCCCUAAGUGAAUGGCCAUCUCUGAAAACCAGGCCAGUUAUGUGCCUGUGAAAACAUUAAUCCUUAACAAAUCUGUAUCCUAAGAUAAAAAGUUAUACUCAGUCAAUACACUUUUUUUUUUUUUUUUAGUUUCUGUUGGCUUAAGUUUGUAGAAAUAUAGUUUCCAUCACAACUUCUGUUUGUUAUUAGGGUGAAUUUUAAAAUGAAUGCAAUUUAUAUACUUGCUAAUGUUUUGGGGAUUUUAAUUCUUGAUCUUGUUUGAUUCUGUUGCGAUUUUAGUAACCACCUGCAUGAAACCAACUUAUUUUUCUUUAAAUACACCCUUUUCUUCAAAUAGCCUUCAGUUGUUGGUGUUUUCUUAAACAUUCAAAUAUUCACUGCAAUAAUAAUGGCCUUGCAACUUCAGGUUGGUUCCAUUUUGCAUAAUCAUUAUGGUCACAUCUUUAAUUAUGUAAUUGAUGUCUCAUACCUUCCAACUUCAGCGAGCAGGGAGACAAGGAUCCUGCAGAUAAAAACUUCCUACAUAGUUAUGAUUUAUUCUUACAGCAUCAUUCCUCAUGAAUAAAUACACAGCCUUCUGGGAAAAUUACUCCCACUCUAUUCCACCUUCCUCAUUUUUGCCCUUGAAAUUCUAUCACUGAAUUCAGAUACUUGCAGCUCUUAUUACUGUGAGUUUCUCUCACCUACCUGUUGAUUCUCUUCUUUAAUACCAUGUACCAACUGCAUUUUAUCCCAGCAGUUUCCUCCUCAUUUUCAGUGUAUAUGCAUGCAUACAACACUGAAAGCCCAGGAGAGUGAAAAAGCUCCAUAGCUUUUCAUUUCAGGAUCUGACUUCACAUGUUUACAAGAGUCGAGAACUGUAGGGAAAAUUCUGGCUGAUCCCAGGCUGCACAGAGCAUUUAGAGUCAAACUAUGGAGAUGGUUUAUGUGUAAUUUCAUGGCCUGUAGAGCUGGGGAAAGCUGAAGUACCCUCAGUAGAAGUGGAAAAUCUGUAAAAUUAACCAAGCACCUCUUCAUCAUCUGCUGCAUCAGACUGGAAGAAUUAAAUCAUGACAGGUUUCUGUGUGCUAACAUACAUUCUCUCAUUCUUCUUCAACAUUAAUUCCUGGCCUCCCUUGCUCUUUUCUUCCACUGGUACCCAAUAUAAAACUGACUGUGCAUAGUAUCCUUGUGAAAAGCCCUUGGGAUGGCAGUCUGCACAACAGCUCUGCUGCAAUUCCCUCAGGUGCCUCUGCACUCAAGGCACAGAAACCCACAUUUCUGUGGGUCUCAAGACUCAUUUGGAGGCUGUAAGUGGCAGUGAGACCUGCCUCCCUGGUGUUCAUUGUUAUCAUCAUUGUUCUACUAAUCUGGCAGUCUCAUCAGUCCUGAUGUGAUCUGCGAUUGCCUCCUUCAGUCUUGCUUUUCUUUCAUUGUUAUUUCCUUACCAUCAGGUACAGAUCUGGGGGUGAGGAGAGAUGGUGAUGGUAGCUAUUUCUUACUAAGAAGCAAUAGCUUUUUUAAAAUCAGCAUCUGCUGACAUUCAUCUGGUUUCUGGAAUUUCUUUUUUCUGAGUUUAGGUGGUCCAGGUGCCCUAUGGCUGACACGGGAAACCUUCAGCCUGCACACUGCCAGCUAGUUCAGGCUCUGAAAAACAAAGUUGCAAGCUGAACACACUUUCGGUGUCACAGCCAAGCCCACACAGAAAAGAGCUUAAAAGUCCCAAGGCUCGAGUGCUGCUAGUCACCGUGCUAUCUCUUCCCGUGUGUUUCCCACCAGUUUCCAGAGAAAUAAAAAUAAAAUGCCAUCUCUGGCAGAAAUAUGAGUUACAGCUUGUCCCCUGUGCCCCCAUUCAAGGCAUCACUCCCACUCAGACGCUGCACCCGCUGCCCUCACCAGUGUGCAUGGCUGCAUUUGAAUUGGGCCACUCAAACAAUUCAGGUUAAAAAUACACCACCACAAUCACCAAGAAGAGCUAAUUUUAACUGAGAUCAUUGCAGUGAUCCCACUGGGGUUUUGUUCUGACAGUAUCCAGGGAAACAUGACCUCAGUUCUGGUCACCAUAACUGCUAAUUGAACUCCACCCAUCCUUUGCACAUAAAGGAAUCCACACAUUUGGAUGUUAACUCUGGAGUAUCAUGCUGUUCUCAGAGUUAAUGGUAGCCUUUCCAUUGACUAUUUUAACAGACAUUCCCUGGACUGAAUACAGAAUUUGGAAAGUUGUAUUUUAAAUCUCAGUCUGACCCCCAUCACAAAAGACAGGGAAGACACAAUAUCCAACACACAUCAAUAAUGACCAGCCGCAGCCUUUGGAACCGUGUGUUACAUCUUCUGCACACAAAGCAAGCUCUCACACUUCCAUGCAGACACCCUGGGAUCUCAUACAGGAGAACAGGUCAAGUGCCAGCAGCAGGGUGAUCGCUCACACUUCAAGGAUCACAGCUCUGGUCCCAGUCACUGUGGUAGAGGUUAACUGGCAAAAAGACUCAGCAAUAUGCAUAUACUGAGCUUCUUUUUCUCUUUUUCUUUUUCUUUUUCUUUUUCUUUUUCUUUUUCUUUUUCUUUUUCUUUUUCUUUUUCUUUUUCUUUUUCUUUUUCUUUUUCUUUUUCUUUUUCUUUUUCUUUUUCUUUUUCCUUUUUCUUUUCUUUUUCUUUUUCUCUUUUUUCUUAUUACAAAAUGUUAUUAAAUCAAGGUUUACAGACCACAGCAUCCCAGAACACAAGAUUCAGCUUCUGUUACACUGGAGGCUGAAUGUAAUGUCAAAAAAAUGAUGCUUUUUUCACAGAAAGAAGAAAACCAGUGAAGUCCAUGUCAUUUUUACUAGAAGCAGCCUCUACUUGUGGGUUGGUAAUGCAGUGCUACCUUCUGAAAUCCAGGGUCACAUUUGAAUUACAUCAACUGGAGACAGUUUUGGGUUUAAGUUUGUGCUUCUAGACUGUGGAUAGACUGCCAGGCCAUUGCACAAACCCACACCUAUAACUGGUGCUAUUCUGCACAGCUAGAGAGUCUGUUCAGAAAAGUCUUGAUGACAGAAAUAGCAGCUUGACUCAGAGUUAGAAAGAGAUGGACCUGCCACUGCGAGAGAUGUCUUAGCAGCAGAUCUCUGCACUUGCCUUGGUGAAGCCAUUUAUCUCACCUGUCAUUUUCUGCAUCAUUAAAUACAUCCAUAACACUUUAGAUGAAAAUACCUGCAGUCUACAAGCAUGGUUUGCAACAGCAUGGUAUGUUCAGGUGGCUCCUCAGAAAGGAGUCAUGGUUUAGCCCCAGGUGGCAAUUCACUACAUGUAAUCAUCCCUUCAUUACCCACAUCCCCACAGUGGGAUGGAGAGGAAAACCAGAAAAGGUAAAACCCAUGGACUGAGGUAAGAACAGUUUAACAACUGAAAUAGAUUAAAAUACAGUAACAGUAACAGUAACAGUAACAGUAACAGUAAUAGUAAUAGUAAUAGUAAUAGUAAUAGUAAUAGUAAUAGUAAUAGUAAUAGUAAUAGUAAUAGUAAUAGUAAUAGUAAUAAAAACAGGAGAUAACAAAGAGUGAGAGAGGAAUAAAACCCAAGAAAGAGGAGUGAUGCACAAUUUAGCUGCUCACAUCCACUGACUGAUGCCCAGCCUGUCCCUGAGCAGCAUCAGCAGCUCCUGGCCAGCUCCCCACAGUUCAUAUAAUGCACAUUUCACUCUGUGGUGUGAAAUAAGCGUUUGGACAGUUCAUGUCAGCUGUCCUGGCCAUGUUCCCUCACGGCUUCUUGUGCACCUGCUCACUGACAGAGCAUGGAAAACUGGGGAUUCCUUGACUUAAAGUAAGAACUACAGAGCAAAACCUAAAGCAUCAGUGUAUUACCAACAUUAUUUUCAUACUGAAUCCAAAACAUGACACUGCACCAGCUACUAGGAAGAAAAUGAACCCUCUUCCAGACAAAGCUAGGACAAAAUUAGAUUGAACUUCUCCUUCCAUAAAAGAUCACAGUGACCUUGUGCAUGCAGAACAUGCAUGCUGACAACCCACCCAGGACUUCCACAACUUCAGUCUGUUGUGUUUGCUGUUAUCUAUUUCUAUGUCUCUGUUACACACAUAACAAUAAAGAUUCUUAUGAAACACAGCUUAAGCCACAGUUACUGGUGAAUUGACAUACACCACACUGACAUCCUAAUUAUGUAUUAAUGUAACACAUCCAAUGAUGCAGGUGUUUUGUUACAGACCUACAGAGCUGUAAGACAUUUUAGUGGUGUAGGCUUUGCAACACCACAGCUGCAAGGACACUGCUGCUCUGCUUGGUGCCCUUCUACUCCAGAGAGGAACUGGGUUUCUUGUGCACCCUGGGGAAUCCCACAGGUACCAGUGGAUAGCAGGGGGAGACAGAGAAUGCAGACACCACUGGUGUGCACCUGGAACUCCUGCAAAUUUUGCAUUAUGAUCUCUGUUCUUGGGACCCUGUGUCUCACACAAAUGAUCUUUCUGCCUCAUAUUGCUGCUUGUAAAAUGUGGGUAGUGAAUGUGGUUGUGAAUUAUUUUGAGUGCAAGUAACAUUUACUGCUCAGUAAGACUAAUUGCUUUCAUCUAAUUUAAGAUGCCAUUAAAAAUUAUAAUCAUGCAAUAUCUUAUAUUGGUAGGGAACUUCAGAGAUCACCUCCCCUUCCUAAGAGAAGCAGGACCAUUUUGAAGCUGCAUCAGGUUGCUCAGAUCCUGUCAGUUUUGAGUAUUUCCAAGGAUAGAGACUGCAUGUCUCUGGCUACUUGUUCCCAUAUUUGAUUUUUCUUCAUGGUUUUUUCAGAAUAUUUUUCCUUCUGUCUAAUCUUCCCUGGUGCAGCCCAUGUCCUUGGCCUCUCUCCUCGCCAUUAUGCAACACUGUCUUCUCCAUAGCCAUCAUUAGUUUAAGAUCCCCUCUGAGCCUUCUCCAGGCUGGACAAAACCAGCCCUUGAGAUGACAUGGGACAUUCUCAUUUCAUAACAAGAGAGCCCACAUACAUGUCUAACUGCCUGCCUGUUCCCUGCCUGUUCACACUGCUGCUGUCCAAGUAGAGCAGUCACCACUCCCCAUUCAUCCACCAGUCUUCCCAGUACUUCACCAUGAACUCCAUCACAGUGGAAACCCUCACCUAUUUUUCCAGCAUGGCAGCUCAACAUGAUCAUUUUCUAACCCAACCUGGUGAAAAUGCCUCAGGCAGCUUUAGAUUGUUAUGAAAAUGCUCCAGCAAACCAAAUCAUUUUGAACUGGCUUUGCUCAGGGGAUGACUUUGUAGGCAGCUGUGCCAGAUGAGCAGAGAAUAAACUGUUGGCCAACAGGUGGGUUCAUCCAUGUCCAUUGGGAAUGCAAAAUCCUCAUCCCUCUGUGGCUGCAGCUCCCACAGGAUGUGUUGCACAGCAGCAGCUACUGGAGCAGUAAUUCCCACAGGCUCGGGUUCCUGUGCUUGAUAGAGUUUUUCUCCUGAGGUUUUGUCAAAACCUUCUGAGUCCUCAGCAGAGCAUUAAUUGUUAACAAUAACAUUUACACAGGUGUAUGAACUUUCCACACUCGCUGUUCCUGUUUGCCAAACAAAAUGCUCCAAGGAUUAAGAAGAAGAAAAAUGCAGCAGCACAACAACUUGGUUAAAAGCACACCCAUGUGUGCUAUGUUCAGAGAAAGCAAAACAAGCAAAAGUCUUUUCUAAUCCUUAAAGGUUAAGAAGCUCAAGUCAGUCUUGUAAAGACAUUUUGUCUUGUCACACCAGCCUAUUACUGAGAAGCCACUCUAGGCUAGAUUACAAUAGCACAGAAUAGAACUGUUCAGUUGGAAGGGACCUACAAUGAUCAUCAGUCUAAUGAUCAUCUGUCUGACCACUUCAGGGAUGACCAAAAAUUGAAGCACUUUGUUAGUGGCACUGUCCAAAUGCCUCUUAGACAGCCUCACAUCAUCAAGCACCCCUCUAAGAAAGCCUGUUCCAGUGUUUGACUACACUCUUGCUAACAAAAAAAUGCUUUCUAAUGCUCAGUCUGAACCUCCUCUGUUGCAUCUUUGAACCAUUCCCAUGUGUCCUAUCACUGGAUUCCAGUGAGAAGAGAUCAGCAUCUCCCUCUCCAUGUUCCCUCCUCAGGCAGCUACAGAGAACAACAACAUAAAAAUCCAGCCUCUUUUUUCUCCAAACUAGACAAGCCCAAAGUCCUCCUCCACUCCUCACAGGACAUGCCUUCCAGCCCUUCCACCAGCUCUGUUGCCCUCUUCUGGAUGCACUCAAGGACCUUCACAUCCUCUUAAGUUGUGGGCCCCAGAGCUGCUCACAGUGCUCAAGAUGAGGGUGGUGAUGCCGUGCCUGGUGACCCACACUGAGCUGCUGCCCACCAACACCUCCAGAUCCCUCUCAGCACAGCUGCUCUCCAGAUUCUCCUCUCCCAAUUUAUACUUGUACCUGUAUACUGUCCCAGGUGCAGAAUCCUUGUUGAAUUUCAUCCCAUUGCCAAAGUACUCCAAUCUAACUAGAUUCCUCUGCAAGGCCUCUCCUCCCUUCAGAGUCAUCAGCACCUCCCAGUUGAGUACUAUCAGCAAACCUGCCAACAGGGCAUUCCACUGCUGCAUACAGAUCAUUUUAAGUACAUUAAA
This is a messenger RNA of Prinia subflava (tawny-flanked prinia), 10760 nucleotides long. RefSeq names its product taxilin beta (gene TXLNB). Bases 1 to 2049 code for a protein of 682 amino acids. Gene Ontology annotation, molecular function: syntaxin binding. The transcript has 9 exons. The record is from RefSeq and is a predicted model, not a curated record. Lineage: Eukaryota; Metazoa; Chordata; Aves; Passeriformes; Cisticolidae.